Molecule: messenger RNA, 1263 nt
Organism: Baudoinia panamericana UAMH 10762
Lineage: Eukaryota; Fungi; Ascomycota; Dothideomycetes; Mycosphaerellales; Teratosphaeriaceae
Exons: 1
Coding region: 1-1263 (420 amino acids)
Biological process (GO): carbohydrate transport; transmembrane transport
Cellular component (GO): membrane
Molecular function (GO): carbohydrate:proton symporter activity
Source: RefSeq, a predicted model, not a curated record
AUGGGCAAAUACAUUCCUAAUUUCUUCAACCUCCUUGUCGUCGUGUAUGUGGCUCUAGGUUCCACAGCAUGCUCUUACGGACUGGCCAUUCUGGGCUCAACAAUUGGCCAGCCAUCUUUUUACAAGUCAUUGGACCUUGCCGCUCAAGGCGAGCCUGGCUACGGACGUACAGCAAGUCUUAUCGGUGCAUUCAAUGGCGUAGGCGCUGCUGGAGCCUGUUUGGGCGCUAUCUUCACAAGCUGGUCUGCCGAUGCGCUCUCUCGGAAGCACACCAUUCAGAUCGGAGCCAUCAUCCUGUCGAUAGGCGCAGCGCUGUGCGCCAGCAGCGUUAACAGCGGCAUGCUCAUUUUCGCAAGGCUGUUCGCAGGUGUCGGAAUUGGCACCUUGAUCACCUGCAUCCCUAUGUAUCAGGCGGAGGUAAGUACGCCUGAAAGCCGCGGCUUCAUGGUAUCGAUGCACGGCAUCAUGUUUGCUGUUGGCUACGGUCUGUCUUCAUGGAUUGGAUUUGGUGUGUACUUCAUCUCCGCUUCUGGGUCCAAGUCAACAUUCCCGUGGCGCUUUCCGCUGGCAUUUCAAGCCGUACCAGCGUUGAUUAUGCUUGCCGGGUCGCCAUGGCUGCCAUACUCACCCCGCUGGCUUAUGAUGAAGGACCGGUAUGAAGAGGCUGAGGCCAUCCUCAAGCGUCUCCACGCGAGGAAGGGUGAGGACAAUCAUCAAACGGCUAUUAAGGAGUUUUAUCAGAUGAAAAAGCAGCUUGAGCAUGAUCGGCAAGUCAAGGCUACGAUCAGCCGCUUUGAGGUCUUCAAGACUGCGCCGAACAGGAAGCGAGUGUACGUCGUGGCCUCCAUGAUGUGGUUCAACAUGUUCACCGGCGUUUUGAUCCUUGCCAACUAUGCAGUCUUCGUCUUCCAGCAGCUUGGCAUCUCCGGAUACAUGCCGCUGCUCCUUCUAGCGAUCUGGAUUACUAUCUCGUUUCCGGGCAAUGUCGUCACGGCCCUCUUCGUGGACAGGCUCGGCCGCCGUGGUUUUAUGCUUGUCGGGGCCUGUGGGAUCCUUGUCAGUCUCAUCCUGGAAUGCGUGCUGCAAGCGCUGUACGAUGAUAGCACAAACCGCGCAGGAGGUCGGGCGGCUAUAUUUCCAGUCUUCCUGUUCAUCGUCUUUUGGUCGAGCUGCUUUGAUGCUACCCAGUACUUGUACAUGAGCGAGAUCUUUCCUACCGCCAUCCGGGGUCAAGGGACUGCUGUUGGGAUGUUCAACCAGUAA